AUGGAGAUUGAUUCUGAGAUUUCUGAUUCAUCGUCAAGCAACAACUCGAUGAUCCCUCCUCUUCCUCAAAACCCUAUUUUGACUGUGAAACUCUCUCCGAUCAUUCUCCAUGUACGACGUUGCUCGAAGAACAUUAAAAAGAAGAAACGUACACGGACGCCUUUGAAGAAGAAGAAGAAGAGUAUUAGUAGCAGUGUCGAAUCUAUAAUCGGAGUCUCAUUCAAAUCCGCCUCUCAGAAACAUUCCACCACCGUAACUCGCGACGGAGGAGUUAAAAAGAUUUCCUCUUGGGUGAAAUCUAGGUUACUUGGAGAAGGGGCUUACGGUUGUGUUUACCUAGCGACAAGUAAAGAUGACAUAUACAAAACAGAGAGAGCGAUCAAAAGUGCUGAUGUUUUAAAGGCUUGGAGUCUUAUGCACGAAGGAAGGAUCUUAAGAAGUUUGCAAUCUCCGUUCGUGAUUCGUUGUUACGGCCAUGAAAUUGCACGAGAAGGGACUGGUCAUCAAUAUAAUUUGAUUCUCGAGUACUGCUCUGGACAGUGUCUUGCGGAUAUGAUCGAAGAUAAUCAAGGAGGGAUACCGGAGUUUGAUGUCAAGCAGUUCGCUAUAGAUGUUCUGUCUGGUCUCAGUUACAUUCACCGCAGAAACAUUAUUCAUUGUGAAAUUAAACCGGACAAUCUCUUACUCAGCCCUGUUGAUCACCGGUUUAGGUCUAAUGGGUUUUUGACAAAGAUUGCAGAUUUCGGUUUAUCAAUGGAGAAAGGUUCUAAAGAGUAUGGAAACGGACGUGGGCACAUGAGAGGGACAACUAGGUACAUGGCUCCGGAGUUAAUAGGCGGUGGGCUUCUGGAUUUUGCUGUUGACAUUUGCGCGUUUGGAUGUUCUGUUUUGGAGAUGCUAACCGGGAAAAGGGUUUGGGGAGAAUAUGGUGAUUUGGCUCAUGAUGAUUGGGUUGAUUUGAUCGGUCACAGUGAUCUCACUCCUCAAAUCUCGAUUCGGUUAUCUGCAGAAGCUCAAGACUUUCUGAUGAGGUGUUUGGUUAAGGAGCCUGGUUCGAGGUGGACCAUCGGUGAACUCGUGGACCAUCCGUUUCUCUGUUCAGAUGAAGAGUUUUCUCACAAUGGAUUUGUUUAUGAUUGA
Molecule: messenger RNA, 1140 nt
Organism: Arabidopsis thaliana (thale cress)
Lineage: Eukaryota; Viridiplantae; Streptophyta; Magnoliopsida; Brassicales; Brassicaceae
Product: Protein kinase superfamily protein
Exons: 1
Coding region: 1-1140 (379 amino acids)
Molecular function (GO): nucleotide binding; ATP binding
Source: RefSeq, marked reviewed